Messenger RNA from Gavialis gangeticus (Gharial), 6229 nucleotides. It is a transcript of the gene TBX20, whose product is annotated as T-box 20. The record is from RefSeq and is a predicted model, not a curated record. Lineage: Eukaryota; Metazoa; Chordata; Crocodylia; Gavialidae. The transcript is spliced from 8 exons. Gene Ontology annotation, biological process: heart looping; positive regulation of DNA-templated transcription; regulation of transcription by RNA polymerase II. Gene Ontology annotation, cellular component: nucleus. Bases 264 to 1583 code for a protein of 439 amino acids. Gene Ontology annotation, molecular function: DNA-binding transcription factor activity, RNA polymerase II-specific; RNA polymerase II cis-regulatory region sequence-specific DNA binding.
CAGCCCUGCCUCUGCCUCCUCGCCUCCGCCUCUCCCACCACCAGGGACAUGAGGGCUCCCGUUUAACCUGCUCCUGCUCGGGGGCUCUAGCAACCGGUUAGGCAGAGCCACCCGCACCGCACAGUGUUGAUCCGGGGCAGGCUAGACGGUCUGUCCUCUCCGCGUUAGAAACCCCCCUCCUUCCCUCCCUCCUCUUGGGCUGGAAGCUGAGGAUCCGCUUAAGACGCUCGUGCCUGGGCUGUGCUAGGACUUGCGCCGGGAUCAUGGAGUACACAGCAUCCCCCAAGCCUCAGCUCUCCUCCCGGGCCAACGCCUUCUCCAUAGCGGCCCUCAUGUCAAGUGGGAGCUCCAAGGAGAAGGAGAGCGCGGAGAGCACCAUCAAACCCCUGGAACAAUUCGUGGAGAAAUCCUCCUGUGCCCAGCCCCUGGGUGACCUGUCCAGCUUGGACCCCCACGGGGACUUCAGCACCAGCCCAGCGUCCCUCUGCACGGAGCCUCUCAUCCCCACCACCCCCAUCAUCCCCAGUGAGGAGAUGGCCAAGAUCUCCUGCAGCCUCGAGACCAAGGAGCUGUGGGACAAGUUCCAUGAGCUGGGCACCGAGAUGAUCAUCACCAAGUCUGGCCGGAGAAUGUUUCCUACCAUUAGGGUUUCUUUUUCUGGAGUGGAUCCUGAAGCCAAGUACAUCGUGCUAAUGGAUAUUGUUCCAGUGGACAAUAAAAGAUACAGAUAUGCCUACCACAGGUCUUCCUGGUUGGUAGCUGGAAAAGCUGACCCUCCACUUCCUGCAAGGUUGUAUGUGCAUCCUGACUCUCCAUUUACAGGAGAACAGUUAUUAAAGCAGAUGGUGUCCUUUGAGAAAGUCAAGCUAACAAACAAUGAACUGGAUCAGCAUGGACAUAUUAUUUUGAACUCCAUGCAUAAAUACCAACCAAGGGUGCACAUCAUUAAGAAGAAGGACCACACUGCAUCUUUGUUGAAUCUGAAAUCUGAAGAAUUCCGGACAUUUAUCUUCCCAGAGACAGUUUUCACUGCUGUCACUGCCUAUCAGAAUCAACUGAUAACCAAGCUGAAAAUUGACAGCAACCCUUUUGCUAAAGGAUUCCGGGACUCUUCCAGACUCACUGAUAUCGAGAGAGAAAGUGUGGAGAGCCUUAUUCAGAAACAUUCUUAUGCACGCUCCCCUAUUAGAACCUAUGGAGAAGAUGAUCUGGGAGAUGAGAGCCAGGCAACACAAAGCAGAGGAUCAGCUUUUACCACAUCUGAUAACUUAUCUCUCAGCUCUUGGGUAUCAUCAUCAACUAGUUUUCCUGGAUUUCAGCACCCGCAGUCCUUGACCGCCCUUGGUACCAGCACUGCAUCUAUAGCUACUCCCAUUCCUCAUCCAAUUCAAGGAUCUUUGCCUCCAUACAGCCGCCUAGGAAUGCCCCUUACCCCAUCUGCCAUUGCCAGCUCGAUGCAAGGUAGUGGCCCAACGUUCCCCUCAUUCCACAUGCCCAGAUACCACCAUUAUUUUCAGCAGGGGCCUUAUGCAGCUAUUCAGGGACUGCGUCACUCCUCUGCAGUAAUGACACCAUUUGUAUGACUGACAUAAGACAAGAGAAAUCAAGAUUUUCAACGUGCAAAUUUGCUAUGAAAAUACAAGGGACCUUCCUGAAAGGUCUAUGGAAGAAGAGAGUUGAACUCAUAAAGAACCAGCUAACAUAAUGCAUGAUGGAUAUAGAUUCCUCCACUGAAGAAUCAUUGGAAGAGAACACAGCUUGGAGUUGCUCAAAGAACCAUGUGUCUAAUACAGCCAAAUGGAUUCCAAAGUGUGCCGGAUUUUUAAUCAAGUACAGGUUGAUCCAAAGGUGCAUCAUAUGUAGUGGAAAGAGGUUGCAUUAUGCAACAGUGUACAAAUUAAUUGUGUAUAGGUUUUUUUUCACAUGCUAAAAGGAUUCUGAAAGAGGCAAUACUCUUACUGAACUCCCUCUCUACUGAAUAAUAUGAGCCAACCACCCCCCAGAUUUAUUGCUACAGCUUUGAGCAUGUUUAGGCUAUCUCAGCAUCAGUGCUGGAAAACGGAUAGGGGCGGGGGAAAACCAUUGUCCUUUUUCAUUAACUCCCCCCCACACACACAUUUGCUUAUCUUUAUUAAGAACAGUAUUUAAUAGUUAACAAUUAAUUAUUAAUUGAUAUUUUCAUGGGGGAAAAACCAACCAAAUGUAAUUCAGUUGAAUUCAUUCUUUCAUUUUCAUUUAGUCCACAAGGUUGUAUCAGGUCAGAAAAGAAGACUGCAUUACAGAAUUGCAGCAGAGAUAUUGUAUUCUUUGCUUUCAGUUGAAAAAUGAACUUCUCAUAUCUCAGAAGGGGCCAAUUAACCAUCUGUCAAGAGUGAUGGAGGCAAAUACUGUUUUUGAGCUUCUGUUCCUUUUCAAUCUGAAAACCAAAAUCUUCAACUUUUAAACUAAAACAUUUAUCUGCAAUUGAUUGCAAAGGAUCCUUGUGCACAGCUGUGCACUUGUAAGGAGAAAACAAAAUUUGACCCUAUUCUUUUAACAUAUAGAUCUGCCUGCCCAGCUUCCAAAUGUUAGUACUUGAGUAUGAUCGACACGUCACAAUUCACCAGCUCCCUUGAUUUUCAUGGGUUGGGUCACAGAUGCUGUUACUAGACAUGCUGUUUAUGUAGGUCAGGGCCAAAUUUUUUGCUUGUUUAUGUCCCUAUAUGGUUAGUAGAGUUGCCUGAGACAUAUAUCAACACAGAGAAUUUGGCACAUGCUGUUUUUUCAUGAGAAUGGAUAUUGUGUGGAUUUCUAAUUAAGCAUUUUUGGGUAAGCCAUUGGUAGCAUUUUGGCUGUAAACUGGAGUUGCUAGUCAUUAUCUGAUGUAAGAACCAUAAUUAGCAUUAUGGGCAAAAUUUACCCUGGUACAAAGAGGCAGCACGAGACCUAUAAGCCAUAAAGUCUUAAGAUAUGCCUGGCCUCAUACCGGCUAAGUGCACAAGGGUGAAAUUCUCCAUAUGCAAGGAAGCUCAUGGAAAGGCAAUGGUCCAGGUAGCUCAGUCAACAUAUAGUUCCUGUAUGUCCGCACAAGACGUACAUGUCUAAUAACCUCAGUUUUAUAACCAACUGAUAAAAAGAGGCUUUGCAAUAGUGUAUCACAAAUCUUAGGAUGAUGGAAAAUAGGCUUUGAAUGGAAUACCUUCCAUAAAAGCACUGUUCUCUUAUAUGCCAACCCUGUAAGUGUUAUAAUAUGAUACAGUAGGGACUUCAGCAUGUUGUGCCAUGUUUCAGUGACGUUGAAGACAAGUCACCCAUCUCUCUUUUACCUGUAGCCCAUUUACUUGCCAUAUGCAACCCUACCAAUAAGGCUACAUCCACACUGUCUCUGACUGUGCUAGCAAGUGCUGCCAGAAAAAUAGUUUUCCUACUUGUCUCACUCUUCACGAGAUAUGCCAACAAAAUGUAAUGCUGCCACUGCCUGGUGCAUGCCCAGGGCAUGAUCCGUACUGCUCUAAGGCUCAGGCAUGCUUCUUGGUGCAAUACCUAGCACCACUUUACUGGUGGCUACCUCAUAUAUUUUCAGUAUGGGGAAUGAGAGUAAGUGGGCCAAGCAUGUUUCUUCCCAAAUGGAGGAAGGGUGAUGCCUGAUGCUCACAGUAAGACCUUUUUAUGCUUUCCUCAGUCUCUGUUACAUUGUGUUCUGAUCAAGCCGAAAAAUCUGUUCCCGCAGAUAAGAAGUGUAUCAAUAAGCCCUAAGCAUGCUGACUACUUUUAAAAUCUGGAUGAUUUUGCCAUAGAAUGAAUGGAUGCCAUUGCUUCAGCAUUACCUCAGCUUCUACCUAUGCACUGUACAGCAUGCUGCAAGGAUGGGUGUAAAAUUGUUUAAGGCAACUAGUAAGUUUUUUUUUUUUUUUUUUUUUACUGGUGAACUUCAUCAUCCACUCAUAAUUUUUGGAUUAGGGAAUGUCACAAAUUCAGGUAACAGUCCAAAUGCUUUGUCAACUUUCAUAGGCUGUAAGCAAGCACAGAAUUUGGCCUGACUUACCUAUUUACUAGGAUUUUGCACUUGCGUGUCCAUUUUGGCUGAAGUUAUAUGUGGUUAAAGACCCAUUUUCCCAUUUUGAUAUGAACUCCAGUCUUAGAUAAACUGAACAGCUACAGACCAGAGGUGUGGUGAAAAGGCUCCAGGCCACCCUCCAAAUGCAACGAAAAUUGUCUUACUGAGAUAUUCAGUGCAGAUUUGGAAGAAGAAUGGUAUUCUUUUCCUUCUCUUCCAACUGUAUAAACUGGUAGGUGUAGUAUUUACCAAGCUAAUAUACCAGUAUUUCUUAUGCAAUAUCAUUGAUUUAUCUAGCAUUGCAUGGGGUAUAAGUCUGAUUAGAAUUCAGCCUAGCAGCUUUAAAACUGUUUUUUUCUAUAUGCUAGAAAAUGCUGAAGCAAGUAAACCACUUUCAGUCAUCUUAUGAAGGGUAGAAGAGAUGAGCUGAACUAGUCUUUGUAUUUGGAAACUAUUCUUUCAGAGUGACUUGCAAAGACUUAUUAAGCAGAGCCUUAGAAAUAAGUCAUAUGAUCUCAUUGGCUCUUUUCUAUAUCUUGCCAUGCUAUUCUCCAUUUAAAAUUUCCCCUGUGAUGGUUACAGGGCAUGAAAAUGUUUCAGAGAAACUUUCAUGUUUCUCAUGAAGGUACAACUACUGUAUAUUAGCAAGAGAAAACCUGGAUUUUUUUGUUGCAAAUGGCUAAAAUUUUCAGUGAAAAGCAAGUCAUUACAAAAAUGAAAGUAAUACACAUCUGAAACAUUUGGCACUACCUGUCCCCUUCCAUGGAAAAUACACAUGCCGGGUGCAAAUUUUCACCCACUAUACAUUUGGAAUAUUCCCUUUAGUGGGCACCAUUUGCAGUCUUUUCAGUCAGGUGGGGAACAAGGCUCAGACCAUAGUUUGCUUCCACAGACCAUAGGUUAGGCUCUCUGAAAAGUCAGCCCUCUCUAUUUUGCUGCAUGACCAGUUCCUCCCUACAGUAGGAAAACUCCUUCUGGAUUCUCCACUAUACUCAUCCCACCAACUCGGCAAAUGGAAGUUUCCACCAGCAUGCAUCUCUCUUUUUUUCAAUGGAAAGUUUGUGGGCACUUUACCAGAAGUAGACUGUAUGUCCACUUCUCAGCUCCAUUCUUUUCUGCUGUUGACUUGAUCUGCAAAAUCAACAACUGCCCAAUCCCGUGGAGCUCAUGUGGUUUCAACCAUAGUCUAACUGAAUGGCAACACCUGCCUUGCAGUUUUCAUGAUACUGGGGAAUGUCUGUCCCAUUAUUUCUGUGAUUCCCUGCCAUCUGUGCCUCCCAUUUACAUUCUGAUGCGUCUGCACCUCUAAAGUCAAUGGUAAAAUUCUCAUUGACCUUAAUGGAGACAGAACUGCACCUAGCAAUCUUACUAAUGGUAUCCAGCUAGCUACCAUUAGUGAUACUGGCAGCGAAGGAACUCCAUAGAGGAGGCAGUUUUCAAUCUGCUUUAAAGUAUUUGUUGCGGGCAAAAUCCUUAAACAUAUAAGCCAAAUAUUAAAUACUUGGAUACUAGGAUAUCUUUGUUUAAAAACAACAGUUCUUGUUUUGAUACGAACUCAGUACAUUCUUCCCAGGGUGUCUGUAUUGACCAUGUCACAAUGUCAUCACUUUCAGCCAACAUAGCCGCUGCUGGUAGAUGGCUCAGGGAUGCCCGGCAAUAUUCAUACUCAUAUUUGCAAACUAUUUCACAUGUUUUUUCUCGCACAGAGAGCGCCUCACCUGAGUGAGCUUUCUUGGCUGAGCAGAAUGGGCCCUGUGUUCUUUUCAGAAGGGUUGGGUUAACAUGCCUGAAUUUGCUUUUCUAAGAGAAUGAUAAGAUUAUCCUUCUAUUUUUGAACUGCCUGGUUCAAAGUGUAAUAAGCUUCAGGUCUUGUAUUUAACAAAGGCAUCACAAAGACUAAAACAACUGUUUAGAUGCAUUGAUCUGGCUUGUCUUUUUUAUUUCUGGAAUCUGAAAGACGUUAGACAUCAAAUACAUUUUAAAUCUGGCCAUUCACUUCACAGAACUUUCCCAUCUGGUCGGCUGCCUGCUGGGAGGGGACUGCCAAGUACACAAAUUCAGACUCCUUGGUUGAAUUACACUGGGCAUAAGCUGAUUUAAGAAGUGCAGAGAAAUGGGUUGAGAGAUCACUUUCAAAUGGUUCCUUCUGGGUCCAUGGAAAACAGCAGAUCUUGUCCACUCUGGGAUAUGGUG